Molecule: messenger RNA, 564 nt
Organism: Anarrhichthys ocellatus (wolf-eel)
Lineage: Eukaryota; Metazoa; Chordata; Actinopteri; Perciformes; Anarhichadidae
Product: DNA helicase MCM9-like
Exons: 3
Coding region: 125-403 (92 amino acids)
Biological process (GO): double-strand break repair via homologous recombination
Cellular component (GO): nucleus; MCM complex
Molecular function (GO): ATP binding; single-stranded DNA binding; single-stranded DNA helicase activity
Source: RefSeq, a predicted model, not a curated record
UGGAGCUGGUUGUAAAUUGGUGGAUCUUAAUGCUGCUGCAAGUGUCUGUGUUCCCUCUCUGUCUAGAGAGUCAUGAGAGAUCCUUCUCUUCCUCUCAUAGGUUUUGGAAUACGAGCGUGAUUACAUGUGCGCAAAGUGUCGUCAUAUCUUCACUGUGCAGGCUGAUUUUGACCAGUUCUACAUCUUUGUCCCGCCGGUGGCUUGUCCUAAUCCUGAUGGCUGUAAUUCGUUGAAAUUCAGCUGUCUGUCUGGAGGAUCUCAGCCUGCUGCCUGCAGGGACUUCCAGGAGAUCAAGAUACAAGAGCAGGUGCAGAGGCUGUCAGUGGGCAGUAUUCCUCGCGCUAUGCUGGUGGUUCUGGAGGACGACCUUGUCGACAGUUGUAAAUCUGGUCCUGUAUGCUGAUGUGGGACAAAGCAAUGUUGCAGCAUGAAGUUUGAAAUUUAAUUUGAAACCACCGUAUGAUGGCGCAGUGUGCAAUGCCAUGCUUAUACGGUAGCUUUCAGUAACUGAAACAUUAAAUCUAUGGGGUGCUCCUAAUAGAUGAUGUAACUGUUUAUGGGGUG